Messenger RNA from Caenorhabditis briggsae, 543 nucleotides. RefSeq names its product Protein CBR-ARL-1 (gene Cbr-arl-1). The transcript has 2 exons. Gene Ontology annotation, cellular component: Golgi apparatus; cytoplasm. Gene Ontology annotation, biological process: intracellular protein transport; vesicle-mediated transport. The record is from RefSeq and is a predicted model, not a curated record. Gene Ontology annotation, molecular function: GTP binding; GTPase activity. The coding region runs from base 1 to 543 and encodes 180 amino acids. Lineage: Eukaryota; Metazoa; Nematoda; Chromadorea; Rhabditida; Rhabditidae.
AUGGGCGGAGUCAUGUCAUAUUUUCGCGGCCUGUUCGGCGCUCGCGAGAUGCGAAUUCUGAUUCUCGGGCUUGAUGGUGCCGGCAAGACGACGAUUCUGUAUAGGCUGCAAGUGGGCGAAGUGGUGACGACGAUUCCGACGAUCGGGUUUAACGUGGAACAAGUCGAGUACAAGAAUCUCAAAUUUCAAGUUUGGGAUCUGGGAGGACAGACGUCGAUUCGACCAUAUUGGAGGUGCUAUUAUGCGAAUACUGACGCUAUUAUCUAUGUCGUUGAUUCGGCUGAUAGAGAUCGAGUCGGAAUCUCUCGUCAAGAGUUGGCAACAAUGCUCCAAGAAGACGAACUGCAAGGAGCGGUUCUUGCAGUUCUUGCCAACAAACAAGAUAUCGCCGGUUGUCUGACAGAGACAGAAGUCUACAAAGCGCUUGGCCUGGAUGCCCUCCGCAAUCGAACCAUUCAAAUAUUCAAAACGUCCGCAUCAAAAGGAGAGGGUCUCGACGCAGCGAUGGAUUGGUUGGCGAAUCAGUUGCAGCAGAAGAAGUAG